ACGGUGUUAGUGUGGCUGUGUGGAAAGUGGGAACCAUUGUCCCGCGGCACCAGGUUCUUUCCUUAACAGCGUUACCCAAAAACAUCUACCUUUAAAUCCUCCGACGCCACUGUCUUAUCCAUCGAUUCCAUCUUUUCCGAUUUUACUCCCGAAAACAGAAAUGGACAUCCAGCAAUCAAUCACCAACCAAACCCACGUCUCAAUCACACUCGCAAACCACCUCCUCUCCAAGAAAUCCCCAACCUCCAACACUGUAUUUUCUCCCCUUUCCAUCCAUGUCGUCCUCAGCCUAGUCGCCGCCGGUUCUAAUGGCCAAACACUCGAUCAGCUGCUAUCUUUUCUCAAAACAAAAUCCAUCGACGACGUCAACUCUCUUUCUUCGCAGCUUGUGUCCUUGGUCUUCGCCGAUGGAAGCCCAAGUGGCGGCCCUCGUUUAUCUUUCGCAAACGGUGUUUGGGUUGAGCAAACCCUUUCUCUUAAACCUUCUUUCAAACAGGUGGUGGACACUGUUUACAACGCCGCUUCUAAUCAAGUUGAUUUCCAAACCAAGGCUAUUGAGGUAGCCAAUGACGUGAAUCUGUGGGCGGAAAAGCAGACCGGUGGCUUGAUCAAAGAGAUCCUUCCUUCCAACGCUGUCGACAGCACGACGAAGCUUAUCUUUGCAAACGCAGUCUAUUUCAAGGGAUCUUGGAGCGAGAAGUUCGAUCCAUCGAAGACAAAAGACCACGACUUCCAUCUCAUCGACGGAAGCAAAGUUCAAGUCCCCUUCAUGACCUCCAAGAAAAAGCAAUUCGUUCGUUCCUACGAUGGUUUUAAAGUGUUGGGUCUUCCCUAUUUACAGGGCGAAGAUAAACGUCGUUUCUCAAUGUACUUCUUCCUCCCAGAUGAAAAAAAUGGCCUCCCAUCUCUAUUACAGAAAAUGGGUUCCGAAUCUGACUUCUUGGAUCGUCACGUCCCACGUCAGAAAGUAGAAAUCGGGGAGUUUUUGAUCCCGAAAUUUAAGAUCUCUUAUGGGUUUGAAGCUUCUGAGAUGUUGAAGGAACUAGGUCUGGUAUUGCCCUUCAGUGGUGGAGAAGGUCUGACUGAAAUGGUGGAAUCCUCCAUGGGUAAAAACCUGUAUGUUUCAAGCAUUCAUCAUAAAUCGUUUGUGGAGGUGAAUGAAGAAGGUACGGAAGCUGCUGCUGCAUCUGCAGCUGUUGUGAUGCUCAGAUCUUUGAUGACUGGUGAUAAGAUCGACUUUGUAGCGGAUCAUCCUUUCGUGUUUGUAAUUAGAGAAGAUAUGACUGGAGUCGUUCUGUUUAUGGGACAAAUAGUUGACCCUCGCGAUGCUUGAUCAUAACGGAUAUGUAAUAUGAUAGUUGAACUUGAGUUUUUGUAUGCUUUGAUGUGUGUAUGUUUACGAGUGGCAAUAAAUCUUUGAUAUCAUGAA
Messenger RNA from Lactuca sativa (garden lettuce), 1429 nucleotides. Its product is annotated as serpin-ZX. Lineage: Eukaryota; Viridiplantae; Streptophyta; Magnoliopsida; Asterales; Asteraceae. The record is from RefSeq and is a predicted model, not a curated record. Gene Ontology annotation, molecular function: serine-type endopeptidase inhibitor activity.